Suillus subalutaceus is the source of this 1066-nucleotide messenger RNA. RefSeq lists its product as uncharacterized. NCBI's taxonomy places the organism in Eukaryota, Fungi, Basidiomycota, Agaricomycetes, Boletales, Suillaceae. The record is from RefSeq and is a predicted model, not a curated record. The transcript has 3 exons. The annotation marks the transcript as partial.
GAGCUACAUACUUCACAAGGUGUUGGUCGACUCAGAACGUGCCCAGUUGACCGACACCUGCCUCCGACCCCAGCAUUGGCGCUGGUACCUGCACCUGCACCCCAACCAGCAGCAUCAGCUCCCGAACCUGCACCUGCACCCCCACCCCCAUCUGCACCUGCACCUGCACCAGCCGCAGCAUCAGAUGUUCCUGAGUCGCUCUUCGCCGUGGAACUCAAUAAGUCCAUGAUCCAGGCCAUCAAAUCCGCUGCAAAAGAGGAGCUGCGUCGUGUGAUGAUGCAGGAGAGGGUCGCAGUUUCAGCGACGCAAAAACAACGAGGGGCUGUCAUCAACAAGGCGCUCAAGAAAGCUCGAAUUUCUAUGAUCGGGCAAGUGAAAUAUAAAUCAUUCAAAGACAAAAAGGGUGUUCGCGAGGACCUUGUCACCUGCAUGUCGAACGUGUGGCGAUUGUUCAGGGAUUAUGCGGCCAACAUCAUUCAGACAGCACUGGGCCUCUGCUUACCCAUCUCCUCACAACCUGGCGAGGAGGUUGCUCAUAAGGCAACGGUCGUCCCAGAACUGUUGAAAGAUCUCAACUUUGUGCACAAGUUAGAGUUGGAUGACGAUGGUAUUGAACAGUGUCGACUUUUGGAGGCCGAUUAUUUUAUUGAAAUGAUCAUUCACGUUGUCUGGCAGAAAGGACUUCAUGAGUAUAUUGAUCUGGUUAAACUCAACAGCGCCAUGGCCCUUGGCAGGGCUGCAGUGCACAAUGCGCUGAAGGCUCACCACACAGGCAGGUUCGAUUCCGUCGAUGCUUCGGCUAAACAAUUCUACGACAUAUACAAUUCAAUCCUGGAAUUGAUUGACAGGAUUCGAGCAGAUCCUGCUUUGAGAGCAAGGUACAAAAUGCUGCAACAACUCAUUGUGACGCGGGGGUCGCGAGUGCAUUGAUCUGGACGAUGAGUAGAUAACAUCCGUAUCGCUUCGAUAAUCUGCAGAUAAUCUUCGCUAUCGCUAUGUACUACUACUAGAUAAUCUUUUCAAAGUCAUGCAUCUUGUUACCAAGCAUUAAUAAAACUAAUUUGGG